AUGCCGAGCGAAAGCUCAACACGAAGCCAUCGGGGUCGUAGGACGGUGAGCCGAUGUCUGCUUUGCACAAUUCAACAGACAAAAGUCCAAGACAACCCUCCUUCAGUAUCUGAUGAGUCCAACUUACGAAUACCUUCCACCCGCCUUCUCAAACGAAAUGACAGGCUUGAAAUAAGCAAUAUUGAAUCAUCGAAGACUUGCCGUCUUUUUAUGGUUCGUGGGGAACGGCUCACUGAGGGCCAUCUCUUAGAGUUACCUGCUCUCCUUUCUUCGCUGCGCACUCGCGGAUCAUUCUGUCUGGUAGUUUAUUCUGCAGUCCCAUUAAAUGAUCCCGAGAGUAGCGAUUUGACCUCAUCUUCUGUUUCACCAUGUGAUCCUGGCGCUAAAAGCGGUUGUGGUGAUAGUUUUGCUGGCGGCAAUGUCAAACUUGAUUAUGCUGAGCCCUCUCCAUCAGGCUCUUGUUCCGACUGUAUUCAGCCAAUUAAGCGGGUCUGGCUCUGGCAUGGGCGGCUAUCUCCUCUUGUCAGCCAGAAUGUUGGAAGAUUCAUUCUCAACCAGUUAACUGCUUGGUGA
Messenger RNA from Protopolystoma xenopodis, 573 nucleotides. The record is from the annotation of a GenBank genome assembly. Lineage: Eukaryota; Metazoa; Platyhelminthes; Monogenea; Polystomatidea; Polystomatidae.